CCGCUUCCCCGUGUCAUCUGUCAGAGACUGCGUAACAUUAGCGAGCCUUCUCUCGCGCUUGCAAGCCGGUUAAUGCACCUCUCAUAUUCUUUCACCGUGGGGCAGACAGUCGGACCCAGUCGGAGUUGGUCGGAAGUCAUUAAAAUAAAGCGCGCGUCUUAGUAAUCGUUGGCGAUUACAGCGCUCGUUGACGAGCCGGAGAAGCUGCGAACAUCCGGUUCGAGGUUAUCAGAAAAAAAAAAAGAAAGAAAGAAAAGGAAGAAACAUGUCGUCUGCACCCUGCAUCGUUGGCACGAUGGUUGGCACUCAGCAAUGUUCACGAAGACGUUAGCCCGUCACCAACCGCCUUAACAUUGCCGUACGAGGCUCGCUUUGUGGAAGACAUGUGGUGGCGAAGUAACUGUUGGGCGAAACACCGUGUGGGAAACACAGCUUAACCCAGAGAGCCUUUAAGGGCUAUGCCCAUUGGAAUGUCGAUAUGUCUUGGUUGGGCGGCACACUGUCGUCACUCACCAGCCAGAUAUCAAAUCUGACGAGCGAAGUUCUGCUCGAAGGACGAGAAGAAUUGGACGACCAAGGAGCCCAACUGCAGCUGUUUAAAGGCCGUCUCGAGCAGCUCGAGGGUUGCAACGCCACUCUUCGUAAAGAGGUCGAGCGCCUUCGGUCGGCCAACGCCGAGCUCGAGGACCGUUGCCACGCCACCGAGCUGCAGCUGUGCGCCGAGCGGCGCUCCAGGGCGGAGGAAGGGCGCCGGCGCAGCUGCGGUGACUACGACCACCGGACUCGGAGCUAUCUAUUCUUCACCGGAGCCGUCGCCUCGCCGGGCUACCACCUUUGCCUGCUGACAUGUCCAACGACGGAGACGUUCACAGUCCGAUGUCUGCUUCUCGGGGAUUCAUGCCUGCUGGUCAGCAAUGGAGGAGGAAACGAGCUAUCUUUGCUCUUGGAGCAGCAGAGGGAUCGCAUCCAGGUGCUCGAGAGGGCGCUUUCCGAGGCUGCUGUUGAGCGGCAGGAAGAAGUGGCCACCCUGCAGAGUCACCAUGCAAGGCAGCUCGCCGAGGCACGGCUUCAACAGCAGCAGAACAUGGCCACAGAAGCUGAUGUGCCAUCAUCACAGCAAACGUCAAGCGCUGACCCGCAAGUGCCCAAACCAAAUGCCUCCGUGAGUUCAGAGCUGUUGAAGAAAAGAGAAUCAAAAGAUGGCGCCUGCCAGACUACCACUGUGCCUGAUAGUGUGGUCAAGCAGUUGCUUCAGGAAAAGCAGCAGUUGGAAACAAGCCUUGUGGAGUUGGACCAACAGAAUCAGGAAGCCCUUUCACAGUUGCUGGCCUUAAAAACAAAACUCGAGGCUGAAAACCGCCACCUAGCCAAGGAGCUGAGGAAGCUAAAGGAGCGUGUGAACUAUGAAAAGCCAGUCUCAUGUCAAGCCUCGCAGACAGACUCCACAUCACUCCGAACUGCUUCAGUUGAGACAGAAAGCUUCACUGCAUCAACUGCCUUGUCUUCAAGAGGUGUCCAGACUGAAUUUGUCACAGAAACAUCCCGAGAGUUCCCCAAACAGCACUCGGCAGGUGUCAGGUUGGAAGCUAGACUGCAGGAUAAUUGCCAAGCCCAGGAAGAGCGUGACAGAAAUCUUGAAGAGGCCAGAGAGAAGUGCAUUUCGCUCGAGCAAGAGCUUGCCAGCCGCAGUGCUCGAGAGGAAGAGCUGGAAAAGAAGCUACAGGAACUGACGGCCAGCGUCAAGGUGGCCACCACUAAUGAUGUCUUCGGCGAGCGCCAGGAAGGAGAUGGAGCCGCGGCGCAGGACACCUCCACAACGGCCAUGGCCAGCAUGGAGGAACGCCUCCGCAGCCUGCAGGCCGACAAGGACCGCAUCCUUUCGGUGAUGAAUGAGAAGUCACGUGAGAGUAGCUCGCUCAAGGCCGAGGUGCACCGGUUGCUCGGUGUAGUUGCCCAGGAGCGGCAGGCGGCGGCCAAGCUGCGUCGCGAGAAGGAGCAGCAGGUGGCUUCAGCUGGCUCCCGGGAGAGCGAGGACGUCGAGCUGACACGGCAGGCCCUGCGCAACCUCUCGCAGCUCGUGCGAGACCGCGAGCUCGAGGUCGAAGCCGAGAAGCAGAAGAACAGCACACUUCUCCAGCUCCUGCGGCAGUGCUCGCCAGUUGACCAGGACCAGCUCCAGGAACUGCUGGAGGAGCGCGAGUCUCUCGCUCAGCGAGCUGCCCUUGCUGACGAGGAGCAGGGCCGCCUCAAGGUGCUGCUGCAGCAGAAGGAAGGGGAGCUGAGUGACGUGCGAGCAGAGGUGGACCGGCUCACUCUCGACAUGGGGCUGGUUCGGCUGGAGCUGGACUCAGCGACACAGAAGCUGGAAGAAAAGACGGGCAUGCUUGCAGCUGUGCGGGAGGAAGCCCUUGCACUGAGACAGCGGAUAGCGGAGCUAGAAAUGCGCUUGCAGGAGCUCCAGAACCAAAGGGACCAGCUUGCUCAACAGCAUAGUGAAAGCCAGAGUUCACAAGAUGACGAGGGAGACAAAGCAGACGGUGAUUCACACAGGUCUCUCUCGAGGAGCAGUUCAGGAGGUCUGGAUCCUGUGGGCACUUCCGGAGCCUUAGUGCAGCACUGGCAGAUGCAAGCAGAGCAAUAUCAGAAGCAGGUUCAAGAGUUGCAAUUGAAAGAGGCCAAACUGAGCAAGGAACUCGAGCGACUCCGGACCCAUCUUAUUCAGAUGGAAGAAAGCUACACUCAAGAGGCACUUCAGGCUGAGUCUCGGGAAGAAAGUCUUCGAACCCGGUUGAUGAAACUGGAAGAGUGGGCAAGAGUUUCUGACUCUGCGGCUCAAAAUGCCACGGAACAGGCGAGUAAGCAAGUGGGAAACCUUGUGCAGCAGUUGGCCCUGGCCCAGACACAGCAAUCUGCGCUAGCUGAAGAACUGCGCCACAGCAAAGCCUCACUUGCCAACCUGCAGUCGGUGCUGGACCACUUCCAGACAGAGAAGGACAGAGAGAUUCAGUUGCUGCGCUCCUCAUACGAGUCCCAGCUAUCCUUGGAGAGGGAGAAGUCUCGGCAGCUUGUUGCCCUGGUGACCCAGAAACAGGAGCAACUAGAAGGAAGCAGAGAUGCUCUCGAAGCUGCUGAGCGCCUCAGCCAGCAGCUGGACCGCCGAGAGGAGGUGAUAGCGGCACUGAAGCAACAACUCUCGGAGCGGGAAGCUGAGGUGGAGAGGAUACGUCAAGAGGUGCACGUUGUCCGGAGCACGACGGAGGGAAAAGUUGACAAGCAAAUAAUGAAAAGUUUAGUGCUGGGUUACUUCAGCAGUCCACAGGGUCAGCGCCCAGAAGUGGUCCGACUACUAGCUCGUGUGUUGGACUUCAGCCGGGACGAAAUGGACAAGGCAGGCAUCAGCCUGGGUUCUCAAGAUGGCAGGAUCCACAUAGGCUGGAUUUCUGGCUUCUUUCGGAAGUCCACCGGAGCUGGCGCCGGCACCGGUGCCAUACCCAGGCCACUUAACCGAGAGUCCUUUUCGGCGCUGUUUGUCAAGUUCCUGCAGGAGGAGUCCGAGCCUCAGAAAGAGGUGCGCUUGCCCGUGGAGGCCAUGGCUUUAGGAACCGUUUCCCGGCUGCCAGCAAUCAAAGCUGCUCCCAAAGCAGCAGCCACCAAUACACCACACCUUUUGCUGCAACCAAUGUCGGAGUCCCUUCCAACUCUAGCCCCAGUGACGCUGGCCCCCGAGGAUUCCAGGAGCAGUGCCACCAACUCUACUGCAUUCCUCCAAGAAAUGCUGAGCUGAGCUUAGCGAACUGUGGUGCUUUCUCUGCACUCCAUUUGGAAAUAUUGCCUCAGUCCACUACACGAUGACUCUUUCUUAGAAUAUAUGUUAUUUUUGUAUGUUGUGUCA
Molecule: messenger RNA, 3892 nt
Organism: Dermacentor andersoni
Lineage: Eukaryota; Metazoa; Arthropoda; Arachnida; Ixodida; Ixodidae
Source: RefSeq, a predicted model, not a curated record